CGGCAUAACACUUCAGUCUCUCAGGCACAUCCAUCAGUUAAUCUCCUUCCACCUCAUCUCUACAUCAAUAAAUCUUCUAUCAAUAUGCCCAACACUCUUGGUAACGGUGAAUGGCUUUUAGUUGGCCAGAGCCUUUGGAGUGAGAAUGGCGAGACGGAGCUCAAAAUGCAGCACGAUGGGAAGAUUGCGGUUUACGUGAACGCUGAAUGUGUUUUCCAGAACACAGCCGACCAGAGAAACGAUGUUAAGGGGAUCAAGAUGCAAGAGGAUGGGAACCUUGUUAUGUACGAUGUCAACGGCACUGCCAUCUGGCACACCAAUACCGCAGCACCAGCUGGCGACAGCACAACUGUCUGUGCUGUGCAGAAUGAUGGUAAUAUCGUUCUAUACAAGGGCACACCUCUCUGGGCCAGUAACACUGGACAUUAAUUUCUUCAACGUUAAAAUGUCCAAGGGCUCAUGUGAUACGACAACGAGAAGACUUGGAUGAUGGAAAAAACGGACGCUUGGCUUGGGGGUUGUACCCACUCACUGCAUUAUGUACAUAUGAAUGCAAACAGACCCUUGAACAAUGCUGAGUACCUUGAUGGCUAUA
This is a messenger RNA of Aspergillus caelatus, 595 nucleotides long. RefSeq names its product bulb-type lectin domain-containing protein. Lineage: Eukaryota; Fungi; Ascomycota; Eurotiomycetes; Eurotiales; Aspergillaceae. The transcript has 2 exons. The coding region runs from base 85 to 429 and encodes 114 amino acids. The record is from RefSeq and is a predicted model, not a curated record.